AUGUGCAUCCCCAAGUCGAAUCACAAGAAGCUCGUAGACGACUGCUACCCUGCUCCCAAGGCGCUUCUCACCUCGGCCCCGGACUAUCGUCCCAACUCGAACGAGCUCGGCCGCCUCACCUACUAUGCCGAGAACAAACCCGCCAAGCUCGCCAAGGUUGGCGCCUUCCUCGAUGCCAAAGCCCAGGCCGAUGCAAGGGCAGCCAAGGGCUCUGGCGCUGCCGCGGACAAGGGCAAGGCCGGCUUGAUGAUCACCCUCGCCAUCACAAAGAACCUCCUCACCGAGUGCAAGUCGUCGUACAACUACUUUAUCAAGCCCGCUCAGUCCAUCAUCACCGCCGGUCUCGACGCCGCCCAACCCACCCAAGGCCGCCCACGCGAUCUCGAAAUCAGCGCUCGUGCUGCCAGCACCUUCUACGCCCUCGCCUCCUUCCUUGACCCUGCCACCGUUUCGGUCGACGACAGCUUCCAGCGCAUCCUCCAGUCCUUUGCCGCCCUGUCCGUCGAGCGUCCCGGCGGCUCCAACGGUGAAGACGCCGAACAGCGCAACCGCACCCGUCUCAUUGGUCUCGGCGCCCUCGCUGGAGCCGUCGGGUCCGAUGCCACCUACGCGUCCAACUCGACCAAGUACAUCUCCCUCAUCACCCCUGCCCUCGUCGAGAAUGCAAAGGGCAACCGCGUCACCCUCGACUGGCUUCGCAGCGAAUCCAAAAAGGCCACCGAAGGCGAACCCAGCUACGCCGAAUUCAACAUUUCCAAGAAGCCCCUCGCCAUCCGUCGUACGCGCUCCAUUUCGGCGCACGUCGCCGGAGAGAAGGGCCCUUCAGCGGAAGAUGUCGUUUCGGCUGCGAUCGGCACCUUGCGAGGUCUCCUCCGCCAUGCCGACGCUGGACAGGUUCAGGUCAUCGUGCAGCACGUCAUUGCUUGGCUCGACGGCAAAUCGGUGCUGCCCAUUCCUGCCGCCGCCGAUGGUCGUCAGGCCGUCUCGCAAUGGGAGAACACCGAGUGGUGCUGCUGGCUGGCAGAGUCGCUCUGCGGCUGGACCCCGCUUCAGUACCGCUUCGUCGUCCUCGAUACCUUUGUCGACCACCUCGCUGAGAACUGCGAGGGCAAGGCCACCACCAAGCACCUCUCCCUCAUCUCCAUGUCACGUACCAUCCUCACCGGCCAGCUCAGCCUGAUCGGCCUCAGCACCUCCGACACGCUCAGCAACCUCUGUGCACUCGCCGUGCGCAGAGUCUACAAAGAUACCCGCGACAGCCUCCUCCCGCCCCUCGUUGACUGCAUCAGCGGUCUCGGCACGCACGUCUACUACGCCGACCAGAUCAACGAUAUCGUCGAGGAGAUCGCCGGACGGAUCUCUGCCCUUCAAAUGCCCGAAACCGCCUCGGAAGCUGCUUCCGUCAAGGCAAACAACCUCGGUGCCGUCCACCGCGGUCAGCAGCAAGACCUCAACAGCCACCUCCACGCCCACCGUCUCGCCAGUGCAGGCCCCGAGCAACGGGACGAGAGCAUCCGUGUUCUUCUCUUCUGUCUGCAGGGCGUUCUGCGAGCCACUCAUCAGUCUAGCGGCGAGAUCCACCAGGCUGUUGAUGUCAAGCCCAACGGCGACCGCAGCGCGAGCGCGAAGCAAGCCGAUGGCUCCAAGGGCAAGGCCUCGACUUCGCCAAACGACAGCAAGAUUGGGCUGGCCCACGCUGGCACGCGGAAUCGCGUCGCCCCCUCGUCGAUCCUGCCCACUGCCGGCCUGCUUACCUCGCCCAACCACGCGGUGCGUCUUGCCUACGCUCAGACGCUCAUCACGCUCUUCCGGGACGAGUUCGACCGCGAGCAGCUCGAGCGCGAGAGCGCCGUCUUUGCUGCUGCUCCCAUCGGCGAGAGGGUGAGCGACCACAUCGGCGUCAUCCAUGCACUCGGUGCUGCCGUCCACGUCUUGUGCUUGAGCAAGAGCCUCUCGCCGCCUCCUCUGCUGCUUCAAAACCUGCGCGAAUCGCCUCUGGAGCUGUUGCCGCAGUUGGAUCGAAUCAACGCGGAUCCUGGCCGACCUGGCUCGCUACAAAGCGAUGGCUCCGGUGCCGCUGCUGGCGAGUCGACCGCAGCUCUUCCCGUCGACUACGUUGCCGUCGCCCAAGCGUUUGAGCAACUCGUCGUCGCCCUUCCAUGCAGUGCCACGCUGGCUCUGACGCCCAUGCUGCUCGCUCUUGACAAAGACGCCGGCAGUCGCUUGACGGUCAACGGCGCCGCUGCCAACACCGGCCUCGAGAACCAGCGCCGCAUCUCAUCGCGCAUGGUGGUCGCUCGUGUGCUGGCCAAGAUCGGCGAGACCUUCGACGUCAGCGCGGUCGCCAAGGCAGCGCAGAGCGUGCUGUCCCAGGUGCCUUCGCUCGGCAUCGAGCCAGGGCCGUCGCCCGUGGGUGGGUUGACGCUGCCCCCUGAGGUGGUGCCCUUCUCGGCUGUCGGCAGCAUCAACGAUCUCGGCGAGUCGAGCAGCAGCAGUUCCCCUUCGAUCAGCGCCAGCUCGGUGAUCAGCAGCCUCGUCUCGAGCACCAAGCUGCAGUCGGCCACGCAGCUCGACUCGGUCGUGCUCAAGCGCUUCUUGGAGCGCGACUGGAACGUCAACAUUGCCGUCGACGAAGCCUUCAACGGUUCCAGCCCAUACGCGCACGGUUCGAUGGCGCCUCCUUCGCAGCAGCCCUCGCGCCGACCUUCGUACACGCCGGCCAACGGCCUCGGCGGCGGCAGCGGCGGUCUGCUCGUCAACGGCAGCAACGCGUCGUCGGCGUCGAUCAACCGAAACAGCCGGAUGAGCAUGCAGGUGCCUUCGACAGGUGUUCGCGAUCUGCGCGAGGCGUUGGGCAUCGCUCCGUCCGCCAACGGCCACAGUCAAGACUCCGACUUUGACGGUCGUCGUGCCAGCCGAAGGGAAUCGCGUCGUGGCCCCGCCGUGGGCAGUGCUAACGGCAGCAACGGCAAGAGCGCGGUCGCGAUCUUGGACACGCUCAAGGUUGGCAUGGACGAAGAUGCCACCGGUCUGGGGCCUGAUAGCUCUCUGACUACAAGCUCGUCGGGCAAGGGCGGGGCUGCGCCUGUCUCGCCCAUCAACCCGCCAUACGCUUCGUAG
This is a messenger RNA of Kalmanozyma brasiliensis GHG001, 3120 nucleotides long. RefSeq lists its product as uncharacterized. The coding region runs from base 1 to 3120 and encodes 1039 amino acids. NCBI's taxonomy places the organism in Eukaryota, Fungi, Basidiomycota, Ustilaginomycetes, Ustilaginales. The transcript has a single exon. Gene Ontology annotation, biological process: protein localization to plasma membrane. The record is from RefSeq and is a predicted model, not a curated record.